AUGUCGUCGGUGUCGAAUUCGGAGAUUGCGAAGCGUAUCCGCGAAGGAAAUCAGAAGCGCAGGGAGGAGGAGCGCAAGAAGCAGCAGCUGGAGCAGGAAUACCUGGAGGUUGUGGCAAAGAAACUGAACGAGGAGCGGCAGAGUCGCAGCCCGACGCGGUUCUUGCCGAAUAUUCUGAUCUGCCUUCUCUUCGUGAGUUUCCCACUCUCCGAGCAGGUUGUCGACUGGUGCCUGGUGGGCAUCUUCUGCGUCCUGAACACGCUUCUCGCCUUCGCCUUCACCAACCCGUCGGAGUGGCUCAGCAUCGUCUCCACCGUCCUCAUCAACUUCUUCCUCGUCCGCUUCUCCAGUGAGAUGUACAAUAUGCCGCAGCGGUUGGUGCAGGUGCCGCUCAUCCUGCUCGUCAACUACGUCGCCAUAAACCUGCUCAUCGUUGCCGCGGCAUACUUCCUGUACGUGAGCCCGCGCUUUCUUCGCUUCUCGCGCAGCUACGGUGGAAAGCGAGGGCGGCAGACGUCUGUCAAGCACAGGGGCCACCACUCGAAAGAGUAUGACGUGCUAGAGGUGUUUGCGAUGCAGAAGGAGGAAGCCGAACGGCUGGACCUCCUCCUCUGUCUGCUGUUGCUGCUCAACGUGGUGGUGCUCAUCUACGUUGGCGUCAUUCCGUUUCACCUCGUUCUGCAGAAUGGGCUUAGUGUGUUUCGACUGCUAAAGUAG
Leishmania mexicana MHOM/GT/2001/U1103 is the source of this 717-nucleotide messenger RNA. RefSeq lists its product as hypothetical. The transcript has a single exon. The record is from RefSeq and is a predicted model, not a curated record. Bases 1 to 717 code for a protein of 238 amino acids. NCBI's taxonomy places the organism in Eukaryota, Euglenozoa, Kinetoplastea, Trypanosomatida, Trypanosomatidae.